CAUUGCUGACAACUUGCCCGUGGCGACGAGGCUGGAGUUCUACUCAAACCAUGAGGAAGAAGAGAAGAACAAGGAGAAGGAUGUGCAGUUUGAGCAUGGCUACCGGCUCGGCUUCAUGGACAGCAGUAAGUUCUACCUGCACAACCACCUCUCCUUCAUCCUUUACUACCACAGAGAAGAGACGGAGGAGAACCAGGAGCCCACCUUCCGCGUGGUCCGCUUCGAGGUCGUCCCGCAGAGCAUUAAGAUGGCUGGUAAGAAGGAG
This is a messenger RNA of Anolis sagrei ordinatus, 265 nucleotides long. Lineage: Eukaryota; Metazoa; Chordata; Lepidosauria; Squamata; Anolidae. The record is from RefSeq and is a predicted model, not a curated record.